ACCCCUUCCUAUAACUACUUAGCUAUUUAAAUAACACCCUAGGAAACAAGAGGUUCUGGUCAGCUUCCCGGGGAGUUUCUGCAGGACUCUGGAGAGGGAGCUGUAGAAUGAUGGCGUUCGCUCUGAAAUUUUGCCUGAUUUUGGCUGGGCUAUGCAGCCUGGUCCCUGGCCGCCUAGCUGAGGAGCUCCCAGACAGUGAAGACACUGCAGAUCCACUCUCUGCCAGUCACAGAAUUUCCCCCUAUAUGGCUGAUUUUAGCUUCGAUUUCUACAGGCUGCUGGUUUCUAAGUCCAACACCACCAACAUAUUCUUCUCUCCAAUGAGCAUCUUCACUGCCUUUACCCUGCUGGCUCUUGGGGCCAAAUCAGCCACUCAUGAUCAGAUCCUGCAUGGAUUGGGUUUCAACCUCACUGACAUUUCAGAGAAAGAAAUCUUUGAGGGCUUCCAGCAGCUUCUCCAUACACUCAAUCUACCUGGAAAUGAGCUUCAACUGACCACAAGCAAUGGCCUGUUCAUAGACAAAAAGCUGAAACUUGUAGAGAAGUUUUUGGAAGACAGCAAGAAACUCUAUGCUUCAGAUACCUUCUCUACAAAUUUUGAAGACAAGGAGGCUGCCAAGAAACAAAUCAAUGACUAUGUGGAGAAGGAGACCCAAGGAAAAAUAGUGGAUUUGAUUCAGGACCUCCACCCUGAUGCCGUCUUCGUUCUGGUAAAUUGCAUUUUCUUUAAAGGCAAAUGGGAGAAACCUUUUGAAGCAGAGCUCACUACGGAACGUCCCUUCCACGUGGAUGCUGAAACAACCGUACCUGUUCAAACAAUGAGCCGCCUAGGCAUGUUCCAGGUGACUUACGACGAUGAGCUAGCCUGCUGGGUUGUGAUGAUGGACUAUCUGGGAAACGCAAGUGCCUUUUUUAUACUGCCAGACACAGGGAAGCUAGAACAGGUGGAGACUGCCUUGAGCAAAGAGCAGUUUCAGAAGUGGUCAAGAAACUUGAAUCGCAGGGCAAUUACUUUAUAUUUUCCAAAAGUUUCCAUCUCAGGAAGCUAUGAUCUGAAGGUCCUAAGUGAUAUGGGCAUCACACACGUAUUUGGAGAACAGGCGGAUCUCUCCGGAAUCACAGAGCAAGCAAAGCUGAAGCUUUCCCAGGCUCUGCACAAGGCUGUUUUGAACAUCGAUGAAAAAGGAACUGAGGCUUCAGGGGCCACUUAUUUGGAAGCAAUACCUAUGUCCAUUCCCCCUACCGUUGACUUCAACAGGCCUUUUUUGAUUGCCAUUCAUGAAACAAAAACAAAGAGCACACUUUUCAUGGGGAAAGUUGUGAAUCCUUCUGGAAAUUAACUUCAGCAAUCUCUGACCCCCAAGAUCUCUCAGUGUUUGCUCCUCUACAACAGAAUAAAGCAGCAGCAUCCUCCUCACACCUGCA
Molecule: messenger RNA, 1425 nt
Organism: Trichosurus vulpecula (common brushtail)
Lineage: Eukaryota; Metazoa; Chordata; Mammalia; Diprotodontia; Phalangeridae
Gene: SERPINA1
Product: serpin family A member 1
Exons: 5
Coding region: 108-1340 (410 amino acids)
Biological process (GO): negative regulation of endopeptidase activity
Molecular function (GO): serine-type endopeptidase inhibitor activity
Source: RefSeq, a predicted model, not a curated record